Peronospora matthiolae is the source of this 1461-nucleotide messenger RNA. The record is from the annotation of a GenBank genome assembly. Lineage: Eukaryota; Oomycota; Peronosporomycetes; Peronosporales; Peronosporaceae.
AUGCGGUGCGCGAGCAAGGCCGCCGAGAGCGCGUCUGCACGUCUCUGUGCGGACGCCGAAGCAGAAACAACAGCAACUGAUGUCCCAUCGGUUGCUGAAGCGACCCAGCCUGUGUCACUUGGUGACGCAGGCGCUCGUCAUGAAGACACUCGUGUCUUCACAGAGUACGAGCUCGGUGUCUCGUACUCUCCUGAUACGGAUGACGGAUCCGUAUCGGCGGCGAUUGAAUCUAAGCCGCCUGCCAAGCGUGGCAUGGACGAUGCUUUGCGUCGCAGCAUCUUUCUUCAUCUGAUGAAUCAGAUGAACCAUCGCCGAAGCGAAGGCGCUCGAGAUCGCAAGUCUCGGGCGCUAUUAGUGGAAGAGCGGGACCGCAAUGUGUUGCGUCUCGCUCCAGAAAAGAAGGCAUGGAUGCCUCCAAAAUCAGUCAUGGAUCACUUGUCGGCGACGACGAGUGAUCGUUAUCGAACACGAUUGUUCGAUUCGUCAAGGAUCCAUCACCUUGACCCCAGCGCGAAAGACUAUCGCGCUGAACAUGAGUUCUUCAUCGAUGCUUUCUUCAGACAUCGAUGGUACAGUGGGAAUCACAAACGUGAUGGUCCCUCACUACUUCAGGCGUGGAACGCCUACAUCCAUAACCUCGAGGAUGUAGGUCGUGACGCUUGGAACGACAAACUUAUCAAAGCUCGUGAUAAGUUUGAAAAGCGAACCCCGACAGGUGCACGCUACAAGCUGCAUCGUCUGUCAAGGGAGAAAGGAUUACCCUGCCUCUCUUGGGGAGACUCGUGCCCAUGUUGUGUGAACAACUCUGCACGAGCACCUAAGGAGGCUUACCUCCUUACCAGCCCGUGGUGGCGCGUACGUGUCUCUACUGAGAUGUACGAAGGGAUUGACAACCUGAAAUCCCUUUACGACCGUGCCGGGAAGACUUUCUCCGGCGGUCCUUCUGCGGCACAUGAUGUGCCGCGUCGUACUGCUCGACCAGACCCAGUACGUCAACCAUCAGUUGGGAGCGGGGCUCCCAAGAAUCCCAGGACGGGGGAUAGCCGCGCCACCGGACUAAAUAACUCGUCCGACGUCCGUCUGCGUCGCGGUGGUUCGACAGAUGCUCAACUAGAUAGCGCUGGCCACCGCGAGAGUCCUCUAAUUUUCUUUGAUCGCGUAACGCAAGGGUUACGCGACGAUCUCGAGCAUGAGCGGAAUAGGCGUCUCCAAAUGGCGGACACUGCCUCGAAGCAUCGAGCUGAGUUUGCCUUUGCUCAGCUUGAGAACGAGAGAUCUCUGACAUCUCUUCGUGACGAGCUAAGGGUAGCUCGUGGGAUUGUUGAUCGGUCUCGGGCUGAGAUAACUGCUCUUCAGACCCUUGUUGAUGCCCACCAUCGGGAGCACAAGGCUCUCUGCGAGAUGCUUGAGCGCAAGGGCGUUCUUCAUCGGAAGAAGCAGCGUACUGAUGGUACGGCUUAA